AUCGCUUGUACCGUGUAUCCAAUUUCUCAUUGAGAACACCAACGUUACCCACAUAUCAGCCGCGACUAUGAGUACUGUUUGUACCAAGAUCACAAGAGCCCUUUCCUUCCAGGUGUCCAAGCUUGGAUACCCCAACAUCUUGAUCAAAUCGUCCACCAAACCCAAGUAAGCUGCCCGCCAAAGAGUUCUCUGAAACGCCAUGGAGAUAUUCCAGAUCCAUCCCAAAGACGGCGAGACUAGGAUAGAUAGAACGAUGGCCACGAUAGUCCCGAGUGCGGCUGGGAAGAAUUCUGACCGGCGCUGCGGCUCAUCAAAAUUACGAGUGGGAAUGAUGUACUCGCGCAGUAGGCCAUCAAGAAUCAAAUCAGGGAUGUAGUGACGCAGGAAGGACCCAUCGUGGAACAGGAUCCCAGAUGUGAGCAAUGCUACUGCGCGGUAGCGCCAGUCUCGGCGUGUGAAUGGAAUCCUUUGCUCUGGUGUCAAAGGCGGUCGAUUGGAUGGAUAGAUGAGGGUUGCGACCAGAUGAGUUGGAACGAUGCUACUGAUAACAAUCGCUUGUUGCUUGAAGGGGUUGAUUGGAGAUAUAAGAAGCACGAGAAUCGUAAUGACGGGGACGUAGAGGUGAGCGAAUGACUGCCAUGCGGGUGGAGGCGCGGCUGUUGCGAUCGGGCGGAAAUCCAUGCUUACGCGGAAACGAGGUGUCUACUGUGAGGUUUCCUGGCUGACGGGGUUGCGACUGAGGUUUGGUGGAUCAACUGAGCAGAUGAAGUUGACAU
Messenger RNA from Periconia digitata, 776 nucleotides. NCBI's taxonomy places the organism in Eukaryota, Fungi, Ascomycota, Dothideomycetes, Pleosporales, Periconiaceae. The record is from the annotation of a GenBank genome assembly.